CAAUAGUGCAUCUUUUACUACUACUAGCACUCUUUGGGUGAACCAUCAGAGUUAUCAGGUAGCUUUCGAAUUACCCUCACCAUGGGGCUUUCGCGCAAUUGGGAUUAUUAUCACUUCAUACUUGUCUUCAUUUUCAUUUUACCAGUUUUUACGACAGUUUAUGCUCAAUGCUCAUCUCAUCAUUUUAGUUGUCGGAAUAAUAAAUGCAUACCUAUCACUUGGCAAUGUGAUGAUGAAAAUGACUGUGGUGAUGGUUCUGAUGAACUAAGUUGUGAGGUAAGAACAUGCUCUGAUACAGAGUUUGUGUGCAAUAAUGGAAAGUGCAUUCCAAGUCGAUGGCAAUGUGAUAAUGAAGAUGAUUGUGGUGAUAAAUCAGAUGAAGAUCUUAGUAUUUGCAGUAACAGAACAUGCCAAGCAGGACAGUUCACAUGCAAUUCCCCACCUGGUGCUUGUAUUCCAAUUUCUUGGCAUUGUGAUGGACAAAAAGAUUGUGUAGAUGGAUCAGAUGAAGAAGAAGACUGCAGUCAGAUUACUUGUUCAGAUGAAGAAUUUACUUGCAAUAAUAAUAAAUGCAUUACAAAAAGAUGGGUUUGUGAUCAAGACAAUGAUUGUGGAGACAAUAGUGAUGAAAAAGAUUGUGCUCAAGUUACUUGUUCCUCUUCUGAAUUUGCUUGUGGUAAUGGGAAGUGCAUAGCUGAUAAGUGGAAAUGUGAUGGGUCAAAUGAUUGUACUGAUGGAUCUGAUGAAGAAAAUUGUCCUACCCCUAAAGCUUCAGUGUGUAACGGCCGAGAAUUUAUGUGUGCAAAUAAAAGGGACUGUGUGCACAUAAGUUGGCGUUGCGAUGGGGAUCCAGAUUGUCCUGAUGGAUCUGAUGAGCUCAAUUGCACAAAUACAUGUAGACCAGAUCAAUUCCAGUGCAAAAACAUGCAGUGCAUACCUGGACAAUUACAGUGUAAUGGUAUGGAUGAAUGUCCUGAUGGAUCGGAUGAAGAAAAUUGUGAAUCAUUGCAUCCUGCUAAGUGCAACCCAAAGACUCAGUUUGACUGUGGCGAUAAUCACUGCAUUUCAUUAAGUCUGGUGUGUAACUCUCACAAUGACUGUGGGCAGUAUGAAGAUGAACCUCAAGAUUUAUGCUAUAAAGAUGAAUGCAAGCAAGAUAAUGGAGGUUGUUCUCAAAUUUGCAACAAUCUUCCCAUAGGCUUUGAAUGUCAGUGUCGUGAAGGUUUCACGUUAACGGAUAAUCGUACUUGUGAAGACAUCAAUGAAUGUGAAACACCUGGAUCUUGUUCUCAACUUUGUUUUAAUACUAAAGGGAGUUACAAAUGUGAAUGCCUGGAUGGAUACAUGCUGGAGCCAAAUAAUAACAAGAGAUGUCGAGCCAGUGAGGGUCGCACCAUCAUCUUAUUUGCCAAUCGUCAAGACAUCCGCAAAAUUGACAUUGAGUUAUCAGAAUCAUAUACAUCUGUAGUUAGCAAUCUCCGCAGCUCUGUUGCCCUGGAUUAUGAUUAUCGUACAGGAACAGUCCUAUGGUCUGAUGUGGUUGAAGAAGCAAUAAAAAGUGUGCCAAUUGAUGCUGGAGCUCCCAUAACAACUAUUGUAUCCAACGAGUUAGUACCAGAUGGCGUUGCUGUAGAUUGGAUCUAUGGACAUAUAUACUGGACAGACACAGGGAAGAAUCAAAUAGAGAUGAUUGAUAAGACUGGGAAAAUGCGGAAAACCAUCAUAAGUGGAGAUUUAGAAGAACCACGUGCUAUUGUUUUAGAUCCUCUUGAGGGGUGGAUGUAUUGGACUGAUUGGGGUGAGCCAGCAAAAAUUGAGCGUGCUGGCAUGGAUGGCAGUCACCGAGCAACCAUUGUCUCAACAGAUAUAAAAUGGCCUAAUGGUCUUGCUAUUGAUUUUGUUACCAAGAAGAUCUAUUGGGCUGAUGCCAAAAAUCAUAUUCUGAGCAGUGCUGACUACAAUGGUGACAACCGAAGAGUAAUUCUGUCAAAUCCUGUAGUUCUGAAACAUCCUUUCUCCAUUGAUGUUUUUGAAGACUGGAUCUACUGGACAGAUUGGGAGUCUGAAGCAAUUCACAGAAUGAAUAAAUUCACUGGUGGUGAAAUAACUAAUAUUGCUACUGGAAUUUUCUCACCUAUGGACAUUCACAUUUAUCAUCCCUACAAACAACCUGCAGGAAAGAAUUAUUGUGGUGAGAUGAAUGGUCACUGCUCACAUCUAUGCUUACCUACUCCACAUAUUAAUGAUAACUCUCCUCGUUAUACAUGUGCUUGUCCAAAUGGCAUGGAGCUUGCCCAUGAUCAUACUACCUGCAUCACCCAAGAACAUUUGAACACUUCUGUCACUGAGAAUUAUGCUCUGUCUACUACCUCUGUUUCACAAGGCGGGAAUGUUAAUGUUGCCAUCACUGUGAGUUAUCCUCUUUCUUCCACCUCUACGGUUUCGCAAGACAGUGAUGUUCAUGUUGCCACCAGCAGUACAACAGAAUCAUACAAUUUCAUUAAUGGCUCAAAUUCUUCAAGAUUCGAUUUUGGCAAUAUUCAGCCCUCAGAAAGCUCCAUCAUAGGGAAUUUUCUGUCCUAUGGUGGCAGAGUUUUCUGGAUUCAGCCUGGUUAUUGA
Uloborus diversus is the source of this 2619-nucleotide messenger RNA. Its product is annotated as very low-density lipoprotein receptor-like. NCBI's taxonomy places the organism in Eukaryota, Metazoa, Arthropoda, Arachnida, Araneae, Uloboridae. The transcript has 18 exons. Gene Ontology annotation, molecular function: protein binding; calcium ion binding. The coding region runs from base 82 to 2619 and encodes 845 amino acids. The record is from RefSeq and is a predicted model, not a curated record.